AAAUAGAAAGGGACAUAGGAGGAGAGAGAGAGAAACCACAGCACUAUUCCACUAUCUCUGGAGCUUCCCCAGUUGCUAUGGUGUUCCUAUGUGGUGCCAGGGUUUAAACUCAGGGCUUGUACAUGGUAAGGCACAGGCCCUACCAGUUAAACUACCCUUGGCCCCUCCUUUUUUUCCUUUCCUUUGGCUCUUUUUGCUGGACUUUGUGUUUCAGUUUCUCAUAGGAAAAAAUCUCACCUGUCUUCUAUAUCCCCUUCUACCUCUCUCCCCAAUAGAGUUUGCAAAACUAAUCCAGACCAUAUGGACAUCUUCCCCCAAUGAUGUGGUGAGCCCAUCUGAGUUCAAGAUGCAGAUCCAGAGAUAUGUACCACGUUUUGUUGGCUACAAUCAGCAGGAUGCUCAGGAGUUUCUUCGCUUUCUGCUGGAUGGACUCCAAAACGAGGUGAAUCAAGUCACAGUGAAGCCUAAGCCCAGUCCCGAGAACCUCGAUCAUCUUCCUGAUGAUGAGAAAGGACGACAGAUGUGGAGGAAAUAUCUCGAACGGGAAGACAGUCGGAUUGGGGUGUCCCACGAGCUGAGGCAGGAGCUGAGAAGGAAGACACACUUCUCCAUCUUUUCUCCAGAUCUCUUUGUUGGGCAGCUCAAGAGUUCCCUGACAUGCACCGAUUGUGGUUACUGUUCUACAGUCUUCGAUCCCUUCUGGGACCUCUCACUGCCCAUUGCUAAGAGAGUUUAUCCUGAGGUGACUUUAAUGGACUGCAUGAGGCUCUUCACUAAAGAAGAUAUUCUUGAUGGUGAUGAGAAGCCUACAUGCUGUCGAUGCAGAACCAGAAAACGAUGCAUAAAGAAGUUCUCCAUCCAGAGGUUCCCAAAGAUCUUGGUGCUCCAUAUCCUUAAAAUCUGCCAAGAGUCAGGAGAAUAGCACAGUGGCACCACACUGCAUGGGACAGGUCCCAGGUCAGUCCCCAGUACCAUCAACAGUCAGAAGUAGUCAGAGCUGAGUAGUAUUCUCCAUCCAGGCGCACCUCCUUCCUUCUGCCCUGGGUCAAGUGCAGAGGAUUUGGUGAGGCAGUGUCCGGCAGAACAGGGGCAGCUUCCCUCC
This is a messenger RNA of Erinaceus europaeus (western European hedgehog), 1102 nucleotides long. Its product is annotated as ubiquitin carboxyl-terminal hydrolase 2-like. Gene Ontology annotation, molecular function: cysteine-type deubiquitinase activity. Gene Ontology annotation, cellular component: cytoplasm. The transcript has 6 exons. The record is from RefSeq and is a predicted model, not a curated record. Gene Ontology annotation, biological process: protein deubiquitination. Lineage: Eukaryota; Metazoa; Chordata; Mammalia; Eulipotyphla; Erinaceidae. The coding region runs from base 89 to 922 and encodes 277 amino acids.